AUGUCUCAACCUUACAAAAAAGCUCAGCCGAAAAAGACAACAGAAUUUGAGAAAAAGUUUAAUCUGUUAAAGGAACUAGCUGAGCUUUUUUGUAGAGUUGAGACAUUUGCUAUACCAGUUGAGAAGGAUCGUUAUCAUUUCUAA
This is a messenger RNA of Racocetra persica, 144 nucleotides long. The record is from the annotation of a GenBank genome assembly. Lineage: Eukaryota; Fungi; Glomeromycota; Glomeromycetes; Diversisporales; Gigasporaceae.